This is a messenger RNA of Amphimedon queenslandica, 1353 nucleotides long. Its product is annotated as cAMP-dependent protein kinase type I-alpha regulatory subunit-like. The transcript has 11 exons. The record is from RefSeq and is a predicted model, not a curated record. Gene Ontology annotation, biological process: negative regulation of cAMP-dependent protein kinase activity. Bases 39 to 1154 code for a protein of 371 amino acids. Gene Ontology annotation, cellular component: cytosol; cAMP-dependent protein kinase complex. Gene Ontology annotation, molecular function: cAMP binding; protein kinase A catalytic subunit binding; cAMP-dependent protein kinase inhibitor activity. NCBI's taxonomy places the organism in Eukaryota, Metazoa, Porifera, Demospongiae, Haplosclerida, Niphatidae.
GAAUUUAUGACGUCAAAAUAACACUGGGCAAGUGAAAAAUGGCGACAACAGGGAAAGAAGGUUCUGCUCUUGAAUACGAGGAAUACAUAGAGCAGCACGGGAUUCAGGCUGUCCUGAAGGAAGCAGUAGCCAAACUAUGUCAAGAGAGACCCGCCAAUCCUUACAGAUACUUGAGGGACUACUUUGAAUCUCUUGAUAAAUUUCAGACCAGUGGGCUCAAACUUGCUCCUGCAAUUGUCACAACUCCAGAAAUAAGUCAAGAGCCGCCUCUGCCUCAAAAUGUUGCUUUUAAGAGAAGAAUGGCAGUCAGUGGUUCUGUCAUGACAGAGGAACAGGCUACAAGCUAUGUCAAAAAAGUCAUACCAAAAGAUUACAAGACAACAUCAGCCCUUGAGAAAGCUAUCGCAAAGAAUAUCCUUUUUUCACACUUGGACGAAAAUGAGAGAAGUGAUAUUUUUGAUGCAAUGUUCAUGGCCAAAUUUGAUGCUGGGGACACCGUUAUAAAUCAAGGUGAUGAAGGAGACAAUUUCUAUGUCAUUGACUCAGGAGAAGUUGAAAUAUACGUUGAUAAUAAAUUUUUGGGAACGAUUGGUGAAACAGGAAGCUUUGGUGAAUUGGCACUGAUAUAUGGGACACCAAGGGCAGCCACGAUAAAGGCUAAAACUGACACUAAGUUAUGGGCCAUUGACAGAGAUACCUACAGAAGAAUCUUAAUGGGGAGCACUAUUAGAAAAAGGAAACUCUAUGAUACUUUCCUUGAGAAGGUUUCAAUAUUAGAGAACCUUGAUAAGUGGGAGAGGAUGACAGUAGCAGAUGCACUGGAAGCUUGUAGGUUUGAGGAUGGACAGCACGUUGUGACUCAGGGAGAACCAGGAGAAGACUUUUACAUCAUCGUUGAGGGUAAAGCUGUGGUAUUGCAGAGAAAGACAGAAGAUGGUGAGUAUAUUGAAGUUGGACAACUUGGACCUUCAGAUUACUUUGGUGAGAUUGCAUUGCUGUUAAAAAGACCAAGAGCUGCUACAGUGAGGGCCAAAGGAAGCCUUAAAUGUGUCAAGUUGGAUAGAGCUCGUUUUGAGCGUGUCCUUGGACCGUGUCAAGACAUAUUGAAGCGUAACAUUGCCCAGUACAACAGCUUUGUACAGCUGGUCGUCUAACAGAAGGAGGAGUCUCCACACCUACUCUUGUUAUUGGAUUCACUCACUUUCGCCUCCUUUAUCUCUCUCAAAUUUAUUAUUAAUAACAACACUAAUAUAGAAUUAACAGUACAAUGAAAUUAAUCUUUAUAAUGUUAUUAUUAAGUUUAACUACCAUACAUUGUAUUCGUCCUUGUAUUUUGUGUCAUUUAAUUACAAA